Messenger RNA from Drosophila hydei, 3807 nucleotides. It is a transcript of the gene E2f1, whose product is annotated as transcription factor E2f1. Gene Ontology annotation, molecular function: RNA polymerase II cis-regulatory region sequence-specific DNA binding; protein dimerization activity; DNA-binding transcription factor activity, RNA polymerase II-specific. Gene Ontology annotation, biological process: regulation of transcription by RNA polymerase II. Lineage: Eukaryota; Metazoa; Arthropoda; Insecta; Diptera; Drosophilidae. The coding region runs from base 1310 to 3685 and encodes 791 amino acids. Gene Ontology annotation, cellular component: RNA polymerase II transcription regulator complex. The record is from RefSeq and is a predicted model, not a curated record. The transcript is spliced from 6 exons.
CACGCUCCGCACUGUUGGUCGUGUCGGGUUGUUGUUGCUGUUGUCGUCGCCGUCAUCACGUCGUGUCGCUGCUGUUGCUGUUGCCAGUGAGAAAACGAAAAGCUACAUAAAAGUAAGCGACAACGCGAACCGUAUCACGUAAAGCGCCCUCGUGGAGAAUUACAUUGAGAAAUGUCAAUGAAUAUGUGUUUGAAUGCAAAAUUAUCAGGCAUACAUCGAAAACUCUAAAAGUGACGUCAUAAGCUGAUAUAUGGACAACUAAAACAACUACAACAAUAAUAAUAAUAACAGUAAGCAGCAUAAGCAACACGCCUCACGUUGUUUCGUGGCUUACGUUUUCUCUGUGAAUGCGCUGCCGCUCUCUCUCUCUCUCUCUCUUUCACACUCUCCCGGCGAGAUACUCUCUUUCGCUGUAGGUUUACCGGCGACUCCAUUUACUACUACGACGAAAAGACACUCAGACCAGGCAGCACUCAUUUUGCGUUUACGUCGUGGCUCAUGAAGUUCGUUUAGUUCGGCGCAACAAAAUGUAAAAACACAUGAAAAGAAAGAAAAAAACUGCAAGCAUUCGAGACAUAUUUAGCUAACUAAACAAAAACAACAAUUUAGGACAGACAAUGCAACAAAAACAAUUAUGUGAUAUCUACAACAAAUAUAUAUUGUUUCCUAACUGCUGACGUCACGCGUCACGUAAAGGAGAAGAAAUAGACUUUUUGUGAAAAAGAAACAAAAAACGUGAAAAAUAUACAUAAAAACGCAAAAAUAUGAAACGUGUGUGAUAUUAAAUGAGCGCGACGGCGGCAGCAACAAUAACAACUACAAACAAGCAGCAGCAGCGACGACGUUGGCAGCAGCAGCAGCAGCGGCGACGACGACGUAGGCGACGGCAACAGUGGCAGCGUUUGCGGGCAUUUGCUUUGUUGGGAUCUGCGUCGUGAUAUAAAACGAAGAAAUUCCAAUUUAGAUGUGAAGAAUCCCUAGGUGCUAAUUUAGUUGAUAAGCGCAAACAAGAAGUACAAUAAACAAACAAAAAACCACAUUACGCCAACUUUUUAACCGGGUGGCAACGUUUUAGGCAACAUUAUCCGCGUUUAAAAGUAUGCUACAGCUAAAAACGAACGGAUGCCGUGCUGCCAGGCCAACUACGUAGCAGGAAAGAAAGAAAAUAAAUAAAAGACAAGACGAGAGUGUCACGAGGAAGAGCGGCAGAGAGCGUGAGCAGAAACUAUUUUUAGAUAAACUGCAGUCAGAGAGCAGAGAGAGAGAGAGAGAGAGAGAAGGGGAGAGAUAAAGAGCACGCGACUGCGAAAUGUCGAAUUUCAUGAUAACCACCGCCGCGCCCAAAAGCCACAACAACAACAACGCCAACACCAGUACACAGCGUCAACAGCAACUUUAUGGAGCGGGUGGCACUCAAGUGGUGCGGAAGCUCAGCUACGAGCUGCUGGGCAACACCAACAACAACAAUAUUGUAAUCAAAAACGAAAAUCUGUUGAAUAUCCGGAACGACAGUAGCAACGGUGUCGGCGUUGCUGCCCACCUGCGGGAUCACGUAUAUAUAAGUCUGAAUAAAGCUGGCGGCACAACAACUCAAGCAACCGUUAUAGCAGAAGCAACAAACACACAUCAACAUCAACAGCAGCAGCGAAAUGGCGGAGCUGCUGGCAAAACGAACGAUAUCACACAAUAUUACAAGGUCAAACGCCGACCGAACACAACCACCCACGAGAUCCACCCGAAAAAGCAAGCCAAGCAAAGCGCACAGCACCAAACAGUCACCUACACCAAUAAGCAGCAGCAGCUGCGCUACUAUCAGCAGCAGCAGCAAUACGAAGUCGACCACGACGAAGAAGACGAUGUAGAAUCGAGCAAAUCGGCUGGCAACGGUACUUCACAUUCUCAUACACAGUUCGCGCGCACACUGUCGCAACAGCAGACGACGCCACAGCAACAAACAGCGCUCGUAACAUCGUCCUCGAUUUCAAAUGGCGGCGGCAGUAGCAGCGGAGGCGGUGAUCGCAAUCGGGCGGACACCUCGCUGGGUAUAUUGACCAAAAAAUUUGUGGAUUUGCUGCAAGAGUCGCCAGACGGUGUGGUCGAUCUGAACGAUGCCUCCACCCGGCUGUCAGUGCAGAAGCGUCGCAUCUACGACAUAACGAAUGUCCUCGAGGGCAUUGGCAUCUUGGAAAAGAAGUCCAAGAACAAUAUCCAGUGGCGCGGAGGUCAAUCACUGGUUAGCAGUGAACGUUCUCGCCACAUCGAGGCUGAGAGUGAGCGGCUGGAACAACGGGAGAAUGAGCUCAACACGCUCAUCGAUCAGAUGCGUGGCGAAUUGGCGGAAAUCUCGCAAGAGGUUGAGAAUAUUGGCGGCAUGGCCUACGUAACGCAAAGCGAUCUGCUCAACGUGGAUCUCUUCAAAGAUCAAAUUGUGAUUGUAAUCAAGGCGCCGCCCGAAGCCAAACUUGUACUGCCCAAUACGAAGUUGCCGCGAGAGAUUUACGUCAAGGCGGAGAAUAGCGGGGAAAUAAACGUGUUUCUUUGUCUCGAUAAUUCUCCGGAAAACUCGCCAGUCACAGGUGGCAGCAGCUAUGCAGGUGCUUCGUCCGUCGCAGGCAGCAACGGAAUACGCACGGCAACAUCUACGCGGCUGCAUCAGCUGACCAGUCAACGUAUCGAUCCCCUAUUCAAUAACAUUGAUGCCAUGAGCACUAAGGGCUUAGGCCCUCCACCAUAUCGCUUAACGGCACAGCGCAACCUCUGCAAAUCGAUUGAGGAAGCAUCUAAGCAAACCCAGCCUGAUUUUAAUAACAUUUGUGAUAUUGGCGGCGUGAAAUAUGGAGCGACCUCGCCGCAGCGUCAGCUCCAACGGCCGACGACGCAGGCGAAUAACAACAAUGAGGAUGAUGAUGAUGACGACGAUGACGUCGACGAUGAACUGAAUCAACUGGUGCCGACGCUUACUAGCCCUGUGGUGCGCAGUCAGCGACAUGGCGGCGCUAUUCAGCAGAUUUUAAACAGUCUAACACAAUCGCCGCCUGCAAAGACGAAUCCCGGCGGGCUUCGAUCUACGGCAGCGCGGCUUUGGCGACGUACGGCGAAUUCCAGCGCUAACGUCACCGGCAACACAACUACGCUUAAUAGUCAUAACCGAACCAUCAGCAACAUCAGCAGCAAUUCCCAACCCCAUAGUAGCACAGUUAAUUACAGCUAUCAGCAGCGCCGCAGCGACGUACCUAUGUAUAACUGUGCAAUGGACGACGCGACUGCGUCGACGUAUGCUGUUAGCGAUAACAGCAGCAACAAUAACAACGGCAGCAGUAACUCCACUGCAAUGGGUUCUCUGCAAAUGCAGUUUGCGGCAGUUGCCGACAACAUGCCGGCAACGUCAUAUGGCGAUAUCUCUGGCGCUGGCGCCAAUAUUGAACAGCAACAGCAAUACAACAACAAGGAAAUUUAUCGCGGCCUAACGCAUUCUGCUGUCGCGGACUGCGAUGCGGACAGCGAUGGUAGCAAUGUUGCUCUUCAAGGCCUCGAUGCACUUUUAGGCGACUUUGGCAACUUUGAUUUUGAUAAAGCUUUUGUGUCCAUCGAUCCGCCAGAUGAUAAUGAAUAUCCCUAUGCGCUUAACGCCAACGAAGGCAUCGAUCGUCUCUUCGACUUCAGCUCCGAUGCCUACGGGCCCUAAACCACACACGCAUACACACAACCGCGGAGGGAGUUUCUGGGAAAAGGAGUGGGGAGGGGGUGUUUAUAAUUUAAAAUUAUAUACAAACAAAGCAGAGCAUAUUAUUAUUAUUAUUACGAAUU